AUGGAUUUAUCAACGGUAGAAAAGAAAAUAGACUCAAAGGAAUAUAAAGGACUGAAAGAGGUAUAUGUUGUUAACUUGUUAAGGUCACGUUAUUAAUUCCAGGUUUCCAAUCGACCUGUUUAAAAUGUCUCCGACGAUAAACUUUUUUUGAAAAGAAUUCAAAGAUUUUUUUACAAAAAUAUGAUUUGUGUUUAACAUAUUGUCUGUGUCUUGACCAUGUCUGGUGUUGAUGAUAAUUUUAAAAUUGGAUAUAUGUGUCUUGUUAUUACCAAAGUCUGGUGUUUGAUAAGGUUAAAUAACAGAGUAGGGUGGAAAUUUGUUAAAAAGAAUCGUUGCUCGAUAGUCUGGCCAACCCACUCACGCAUACUGCUGCGCUAUGCAUUUUUAAAUUAAAGCGUAUUCCGGAAUAUAAAUUUUUCCACUCCUGUAGUUUUGUUUUUAGUAUCAAACAUUCUUCUGCUUUUAAAAACCUAUUUCUUUUUUAUUGGUUGUUCACGUUUCCAUUAUAGGCUUGCAACAAAUACGCUGUGCGUACCAAUUUUAACUGCUAUCUUAACCAGUCUAAAUUCGCAGAGAAUUUUUUCAUAUCACCACGAGGCAUUAUUAAAGUGUGCGAGCACUGAUCGCAGCCACUUUUUGAAUUUGUGCAGGCAUAUAUGAUAUGCAUUUUGCAGCAACGUUUUGAAGUUAUGAAUUUUGCUUGCAGAACACUAAAAAUAUUAAGGAGCCCUGCAUAUCACCAUGCCGUCGUUCUAUACUUUAUCUGCCGUGAUAACUUAACGCUUUAAAAUUUCCGCUACCAAAUUGAGAACGGAAGUGAAGAUAUCGGAAGUCGAACUUAAGUCUCUAUUAUUUCUGGUGGAUUGAUCAACGUACGACCCAAGUUACAGACCAAGUACCAAGUUUUCAAUGGCAAAUUUAUUUGUUCAUCUGUAUAGGCAACUUAAGCCCCGUUUACACUACGCUCACUUUUUGGUACGGCACGGAUAAAAUUGGUACCCGUACCACUUUUUUGUUUAUAAAUGGGUAGAACUACCUCUAAAUAGGUAGUCCAAGAACCAAAAAAGUGGCACGGGUACCAAUUUUAUCCUUGCCGUACCAAAAAUUGAGCGUAGUGUAAACGGGGCUUUAGCAAACAUGCUAGCUAGCAUUUGAACAUGUGGAAAUUUUGAUCUAGAUAUGCCUGGACAAAACUUUCAUCACAGCUUGAAAGAGCAUCACAAAAUUAGUAAUAUUCCGAAGUUUCGUUGCGAAAUGUUGUACAAUGCGGAUAAUAUAGCCUUGCGAAGUUUGCCGUUUUUCAGUCAUUUUGUAUUACAAAUGGGAAAUUGGUAAUCAGUUUGAUCAUCUGAUUAUCAAUUUCCCGUUUGUAAUACAAAAUGACUGAAAAACGGCAAACUUCGCAGGGCUAUAUUAUCCGCAUUUUACAACAUUUCGCAACAUUUCGGAAUAUUUGUCCAGACUUGUUUGGAUCAAAAUUUCACUCAAAAGGGGAAAGGUCUAUUGACAUACAAAAAAUUGGCAAAGUACUACAUGAGUCACGAUUUAGGAACAGUUACUAUAUUUUUAGACUUUUAGGGUUAGGAUUAGCGUUUGGAUGAGGGAAAGGGUUAGGAUUAAGAUUAGGGUUAGGUUUAGGUUUAGGUUUAGAGUAAGGGUUGGGGUUAGAUUUGGGGUUAGUAUUAGGGUUAAAAUACUAAAGAAUAUAAAAUUACAAAAGUCUAAAAAUAGUAACUAACUGUAGCAUAAAACGGGCAAUAUUAAUAUUUUUUAUUUUGUGCUUUCUACAGUUCAUUUCUGAUGUAAAACUCAUGUUCAAGAACUGCCUGGAGUAUAAUGGAGAGACAAGCAGUAAGACUCUGACAAUGGUUUUGCUCAUUUUUUAAUGUAGCUCAAUAAUGAGGCUUCAAGAUGGCAGAUAUUUUGACUUUAGAGUAAAUUUACUCGAAAACGACAUCGGUGACCCGCAAUUAGUAUAUUCAAUUAUCUUGACAAUUUUAAAAUAAUUCUGUUGAACAAAAAACUUAUUAUGAAUAAUCACAUUUAUGUAAUUUGAAAAAAAUUGGCUUGACAGAAAUGUUUUAAAAUUGUCAAAAUAAUUGAGUAUAUUAAGAUAAUCAUUUUAUGAAAUAAAAUAUGGGCUCGCCGAUGUCGUUUACGAGUUAAAUUAGUUUAAAGCCAAAAUAUCCGCCAUUAUUAAAACGUCAUUGUUGCCAUAGCUACGGCAGUCGCGUAACUCUUGUGAAAAAUUUCAAACUCUUUGGAUGUUUUACAUAAGAGAGCUUAAAAGCUUAAGUAAACGACUUUUCUGUGAUAACACAGAUGUCGCGUGUAAAUAAUUUAGCCGUUAAUUAUGGCAGUUCGUUCUUGAAAUUCAAUGUGGUUUCACGUUCGUGGUUUCAAACAAGAACGGCUGUCGCCAUGUAUAUAUUUUCGAUUGACUACAGUUUAUAGACGUUUGGUUGGCGUUCGUAUAUAAAAUAUAUAAAACGUCGCUUUAUAUAACGUGGUUAAUGUAUAUUUUUGCUCCAUUCAAGGUUAUACUCAGAUGGCUCGAACAUUGGAGAAUGUAUUUGAACGCCAGAUGAAGAAACACUUUCCUGAUGACGACAAUCAAUCCAGUGACGAUGACUUUGAAGAAGAGCUUACUGAAUCUGAGCUCCGUAAACUAAACAAAAAGAAAACAAACGACGGAAUGGAAGAUUUGGUGAAGGCUGCAGACAUUCAUCGCUCGAAUCAAACGAUGUUUGACCCUCGGCUUAAAAAUCCUGCCUUGUUCGCCCAACAUUUUGGCAUGAACCCAAUGGCGAAUGAUGUAUCCCGCAUUAUGCAAGAUCCUAUGGCGUUCCAACGAAUGCCUUACAUGCGGCAGCCGUUUUAUCCUCCUCAGAUGUAUCCUGGUCAUCCGGCUUUUGCAAGGUUUAAUAUGAAUGAUUUUCCACGUGGAGCUGCUCCUAUGUUUUCUCCCAUGAUGGGUUUGCGCCAUCCCGCCAUGCGCAUGAACCCACAAAGUACUGCUCAGUUUCCUAAUCAGAAUGUCCCUCCUGGAAUGGUGCGCAAUGUAGCACCUGUGGCUACCAAGGGUAUGUUGAAGCUGUUUCUAGUUACAUGGGAGGCAAUGGGGCGCAAGUACUUACAAAACAUAACGUCCAUUAACACUUGCUUUCCCUAACUCUGGUGACAAAGAACUAUGUAUUCCACUUUUUAUGUUGGGAGGACGGGGGGAGUAAUACACAAAAUGAAUAGGCAAUUCCAGCUUUUGACUAAAUUUUGAUCUAGGCAAGAAGAACAAAAUCCAUCGCCACAGCUAGAAAGCGCAUGUUAAAAUUAGUAAAAUUGCAAAGUUUGGUUGCGAAAUGUUAUAAAAUGAGGAAAAUAUAGCCCUGUGAAGUUCGCAAAUUUUGUAUAGAUUAUAUUACGCGCGGUAAAAAUAACCACUUUCGGCUCAAAAAUGGUUAUUCCUCACGUUAUUUGUCUUUCUAUAGCUGGAAUUGCCUGUUGAAUCUCUAUUUCGUUUAUGUUUAUGUGACAUGACAGAUCAGUAGUUUAUGCAAACUUGUGCGCAUACAGUGAAGACAAUUAAUUUUUGGUAAAAUCAAGUGAUCACUAAUGGCAUACUUACUCAACCGUAUUGUUGAAAUAUUAGCUAAAGAGCUACUGUUAUUAAGAACGUCAACAUGCCUAACGAAAGUGAAACGAGCGGCUGAUAAUAUCAUAUUCAUGAAAAUGAGCAGAAAUGAACAAUUUAAAUCCCACGGAAGUUUUAAACGUCACCGUCGCUCUGUCUACAACGGCAAAAUACAGAUUAUCACGUCUUGUAUACAACGCUUACAUUUCAAACGUCGACAGCUGCUAUUUUAAAUUGGGUCCUAGAACUUUUCUUGAUCAUAAACCCCUGUGUUAACCUUGAUCCUUAAACUGUAUUAUUUUCACACGAUGGAUGAUAGAAGACAAGUUUUCUUCUGCAAUCAUUUGGUCCAACGAAUUUGUUUAAUGUCACUGUUGCGUUCCUGUUCUACAUGUUUAAGGCCGAGGCACACCGGACGCGAUUCGAUAACGCGGCGCGAUUUUCGAAUCGCUUCCGGUAUGUCUCGGCCUUUAAAGCCGGUUUUCCACUAGCGAAUUUUUUCGCGCGUAGCGACCUUUUUUCUUUUAUCACUUAUUACGUCAGCAAGAAGUGGCAAAAUGGAUGCCGACAAAGGAAAAAGGUCGCUUCGCGCGAAAAAAUUCGCUGGUGGAAAACUGGCUGAAGGUCGCUAUUACUGAGCAGAAUGAAUUUCGAAAGAUAACUCGUCUCAACAUAAAAUUGUAACCCUUUAUAAGGCCUGAUUCCACGACUGCGAAAUUCUUCGCGAGAAAUUAUAUCUGCAACUGGCUGCAGUGAGUAUGGCUGCAUGGUUGCAGUGAGUGGAACCGACUUUUACUCACUGAUGAAGUAAAAGCUUUCGCAUUUCGCCGAAAAGUGCGCUCGUAGAACUAGGUCUUCAUACACGCUUAGAAGUUUACCGAGUUUCCAGAGCAUCACAUCUCAAAUGGAUAUGGUUUCAAGAUCGCCACUUGCACUGGUAACCUACUGUAUGCGUAAUGUGAUCUAUGCUUUGCUUUCCUAGGCGAACCCAGUACUUCAAUGUGGACUAACAAUCGAAUGCAGGACAAUCGAGGCAUGGGCCACCCUUAUCCUCCACAACCUUUGCCAUCAGCUAAUACCCCAUGGCAAAGUACAGGUGGAGUCCUGCCUGAUGGCAGGCAAAUGCUCGCUGGUUGGAGGCCACCCACAGCUAUGGCUAAUGGUGUAACAUCUGCAACUCCGGGAACGUCAUUGGAAGCGGACCAGAUUGACAGCAAUAAUUACAGAACGCACGAAUUGCCCAAUGAGAGAAAAGGUAUUGAAGAUACGGAUAAAGAUAGCAGUAAGAGUGGUGUUGGUGAGCAUAAGGGAACAGGUAUGUAAUAGUAUUGUCAAACUCAUCAUGGCUUCGAUUCCCUGAACACUUGGAAAAAUAGUGAAAUCCAUGCCAUGGAAAUCAUAUUUGCACCACUAAUCUAUAGUAUAUCCAACUUUUCCAUACAAUAAACAUGCCAGUGCAAGCUUCUUUGAAUAAGGGGAAUUUGUUCGCGGCAAUGUAUCGCGGACAAUUUGUUCGCUAACCCACUUGAAAUCUGACUUUCCAUUAUUCCCACAAUCUUUUUGAAUGUUUACGUUGAUUUUGUUGCUGUAUUGGCGUGUGCGUAUGUAUGUUUGCGAGUGAAUGAAUAUGUUUUGAGUUGAAUUACUUCUAUUGUUCUCUUUCGUUGUAUAUCGUAAACAGUCCACUUUCAGCAGUUUGUAUAAGUAAUAGUAUGGUUUCGAGUGUGAUUUGGGAACAACAUGCACAACGUGAGCUUUUGAAAGACAAUCUUGAAGUCUUUGAAAGACUCACGAGUGUAUGUUUAUCCAAAUUGCUCGAGAAACUAUACUAUUACUUAACAUCACAUGCGAAAUAGACAAUUUUAAUAUAAACAAUUUUAUUAGCUUGGUUUUAAUCAAUUAAUUAUUUAAAGUGUGUCGAAAGAGAAAUAUAGACGAUAUGUCUUCGAAAAGCACAAAGGAAUUUUAUUAGAAAAUCUACUAAAAACGUCAGCCAUAUUUUGUCACUCGUAAAUGUUUGGGGUUUUUUAUUGUUUUCACUUUUUGCACUGUAUUUCAUUUUUUGCACUGUAUUUCAUUUUUGCACUGCAUUUCAUUUUUUGCACUGUAUUUCAUUUUUUGCACUGUAUUUCAUUUUUUGCACUGUAUUUCGAAAAAAAUUGCACUGCUCUAGCUAAUCAGGAUUGAGAAAUUUCAUGUAUAUUAUUAACCUUGUUAGGUGAAAAUCAAUUGUAAACUCUCCCUGUUCUACAUGCUUUAUAUACACCGUUAUAUUUCGAACAUUGCACAAUGAGGGAUUUACAAAAAAUACGAAGGGGUUUAAUCAUAUAUUACAGUUUAUUUCAUAAUGAUUCAGACGUUAAAUAAGGUUUCCAAGAUUUAUUUGAUAUUAAUUCAUUGCAGGUCUAAUAAAAACUCCCGGGAAUCCGCCGAGUGAAGACGAUCUCCGUUUUCCAUUUAUCAUGAAGCAAGGUAGACAACAGAAUGAGCCCAAUCCAUAUCCGUCCAUACAAACACAUAAUCCCGCAAUGACCAAAUUACACAAUCCUAGUGUUUUAGAGGGCGUCGGUAGUCCAGUUGGAAUAGAAAGUCAGCGGGUUAAAACUCCACCAGUGACUAUUGAAUCGGGUGAGGGGAAAGUUUUCGUUAACCUGACCUCGAAAGUUAAUCAACCACGCGUCGGAGAAAAACGGAGCAACCCGUAUAGUGUUUCCAGUUUAAUGGCCAACGACGAACAACGUACGAAGCGUUCCGAACACGAACAGUUAAAAUUUUCGGCAUUGUUACAAGAAAUGUCUCAAGGUCGACGACCAGAGCAUUUAGUCAAUCUUCAAACAACCGAUGCAUCCGCGCAGUUCAUGGACUUAAAUAAUACCCGCAAUCAACUUUCGUCUUCAUUAAUUAGACAGUCGCAGACUGAAAGAGGAGCUGGGCUUGGAACCCCAGGAGCGUCCCAAGCUCAAUCAAUGGGUGCUAGUUACCCCAAGCCUGCACAGGGAAUUCAAUCACCGCUAAACUGUCCUACUGGUAUUUCGUCGUUAAUGAACAUGAGAUCCCCGGGGAACAUGUUAAACCAAGAAAGAACUGGGUUUAACCCACGAACUAUGUACCCGGGGUAUCCUUCGCACGGAGAAUUUCAACGUCAGCAAAUGAUGCUAUUACAGCAGCAGCAGCAACAACGACAAAUGAUGCAACGUGAGAAUUAUCAUAUGGCAGGUUCAAUGAUGGCAAAUGGUAUACCAAGAAACAUGCCACCCGAAUAUGCUUAUUAUACACAGAGACCGAUGUUUG
This is a messenger RNA of Paramuricea clavata, 6919 nucleotides long. NCBI's taxonomy places the organism in Eukaryota, Metazoa, Cnidaria, Anthozoa, Malacalcyonacea, Plexauridae. The record is from the annotation of a GenBank genome assembly.